Messenger RNA from Oryctolagus cuniculus (rabbit), 1011 nucleotides. The record is from RefSeq and is a predicted model, not a curated record. NCBI's taxonomy places the organism in Eukaryota, Metazoa, Chordata, Mammalia, Lagomorpha, Leporidae.
AGCCCCACACCAGAUGACGCCAUCGCGGGACCCUCCUCUCGGGCCCAGCCGUCUGAGCAGGCAGCAAGGGCGCUGCUGACACGUCCGGCUUCCGAGCAAAUGGUCGCCGAGAUCGUGUCCAUGGGCUACGAACGGGAGCAGGUCCUUGCAGCCCUGAGAGCCAGCUUCAACAACCCUCACAGAGCCGUGGAGUAUCUUUUAAUGGGACUCCCCGGAGACAGGGCAAGUGCGGCCGAGGUCGAGCCCCCUCAAGCCGGUAGCAGCGGAGCUGGUCGGUCUUCAGCGGUGGAGGCAGAUGAAGGGGCUGCGACAUCGGGUUCUGGAGGACACCCCCUGGAUGUUUUACGGAAUUUACCAGAGUUUGAAGAGUUGAGACGAAUCAUUCAGCACUUCCCAUCUUUGCUUCCAGGAGUGCUGCAACGCUUAUGUCCACAGGAUCCUCAAUUAGAAGAUCAACUUAGACAGUACCAAGAGUACUUGGUUCAUAUGCUAACUACCGAGGAGGAGGAAGAUGGCAGUGAAGGAGGAGGAGGAGGUGAAGGAGUUGACAAUGCAGAAACUGCAGAAACAGUAAGAGAAGAUGACAGCUACAUUGAAGUAACACCUCAGGAACAGGCAGCUAUAGAGAGGUUAAAGGCAUUGGGCUUUCCUGAAGGCCUUGUGAUACAAGCAUAUUUUGCUUGUGAGAAGAAUGAGAUCUUAGCUGCCAGUUUGUUAUCGAGCAGGACUUGGAGGAGGACUGAAAGGGACUCUCCUGUGGCUCACAUCUCCCGCCGUUCCAUUCGUUACGCUGACUUUGUCUCCUACAGCGUCUUGGAUGACUUGGCCUUAGGUUCACCAUACUUGGCAUCAGAACUAGAUGUUGGGGCAGGGGCGGGAGUCACACGUUGCAGGGGAUUCCGAGAUAGUCCUCACCUGCUUGGAAUGACUUUGGCUAAGGAUCUAGAGGAAUGGCAAUUUUCUGGGGCUACCUCCAUCCAGUAUGUGGAUGACCUUUUAGUGGCCUGUUGA